AUGCAGCGCUCAGCUUUCCUCAUACUGUCGUUUUUGAGCGUCUCUGCCUUUUGCUGGCCCUACGACGAAUCACUCGCUAAAUACAAUCUAAACGAAAAUAAAUCCGCCGAAAGCCCGAUCGAUUAUUGGGGAGAAUGGCCAAACCAUGACUAUCAUCCAUCACCAGAUAACUGGCGUCUCCCUACAUAUACAAUCUUUUUGGACCGUAUAGCCAAUGGCGACCCCACGAAUGACGAUAUUAACGGGACAGAAUUCGAGCAUGUGGUCAACUCGAACCAGAUGCGCCAUGGCGGUGAUUUGGAGGGCUUGCUAGAUACGCUGGACUAUAUCGAGGGAAUGGGAUUCAAGGUUAUCUAUUUCGCCGGAACAUACUUGAUGAACUUGCCCUGGGCCUACGACGGGUACUCGCCGACCGAUACCACACUUCUCGACAUGCAUUAUGGAACACUGGAGGACUGGAGGCACACUAUCGAUGAGAUUCACAAACGCAACAUGUAUGUGUUGGUGGAUAACACACUGGCAACAAUGAGCAACCUGAUCGGAUUCAAAGGCCAUUUGAACGAUUCCGCCGAUUUCGAACCAGCAGAAUAUGAAGUCCAAUGGGUUACUGACAGACAAUACGCCGAUUUCAAAUUUGGCAACGAUUAUAACGAAACUUGCAACUAUCCUAAGUUCUGGGAUGAGACUGGAUUCCCAAUAACAACCGAGGGAGUCGAAAAAUUGAAGGGUUGCUACAACAGCGAUUUUGAUCAAUAUGGAGAACUAGAGGCAUUCGGUAACUUCCCCGACUGGCAGCGUCAACUUACGAAGUUUGCCUCCGUGCAGGAUCGCCUGCGCGAAUGGCACAAGCCGGUCCGUGAUGUGAUCGUUCGACACUCCUGCCUUCAAAUUGCGAGCCUGGAUAUCGACGGUUUCCGAUUUGAUAAGUCUGUACAGUCGACCCUCGAACCCCUGAGUGAGAUGCUCGCCGUUUACCGUGAAUGUGCAUUGAAAUACGACAAGAAAAAUUUCUUCCUUCCCGGCGAGAUCACCUCCGGAGACCGUAUGGGUAGUCUCUACCUCGGCCGCGGCCGCCAGCCUGAUCAGCGUCCGGAUAAUACAGCAGAAGGCGCCAGGCUUACGAAUAACUCGGACUCGACUUUCCUAAGAGAGGACGGGCUGCAAGCUUUGGAUUCCUCCGCAUUCCACUAUACCAUCUACCGUUCGAUGACCCGUUUUCUAGGCAUGGACGGUAACCUGGUUGCCGGAUUUGACUUGCCUACCGACUUCAUCGAAGCCUGGAAUGAGAUGCUCGUGACCAACGAUUUCCUCAACGCAUUCACUGGAGAACUGGAUCCUAGGCAUAUGUAUGGUGUUUCGAACCAGGACAAUUUCCGUUGGCCAGCUCUCCAGAAUGGCACAGAUAAGUACCUCCUGGGCUUAUACAUUAUCUCGCUAGAGCUUCCUGGAAUUCCCCUCAUCUUAUGGGGAGAAGAGCAGGAUAUGUAUGUGUUCGACGCCACUGCAGCGAACUAUAUGUUCGGCCGUCAGCCCAUGACAUACCAGACCGCGUGGUGGACACAAGGCUGCUUCAACUUGGAAACCGAAAAGUUCUAUGAUUUCCCUAUUGAGAAGGGACGCGACGGUUGCAAUGAUAUCACUGUCACGUAUGACCAGCGGAAUCCCGCUCAUCCACUCCGCAACAUCAUGAAGCGCAUGUUCGAGAUUCGAGCCCAUUUCCCAGUCGCCCAGGAUGGCUUGUUCCUCGAAACGCUCGCUGAACUCACAGAAGAUAUCUUCCUUCCUGGUUCUACUGACACCCCCACGGUCACUGGUCUUUGGUCUGUCUUGCGAGGCUAUUUCCCUGGGGUACAAGCAGAUGCAAUCGAAGCCGAUGACAUUCUAUGGCUUGUGUAUCAAAACGGAAACUCAACCAAAACAUAUGGCGGCGACUGCAGCAAGAAGAACGGGUCCUUGUUGUCUCCAUUUGAGUCAGGGACAAAAGUGAGGAACCUCUUCUAUCCUUAUGAUGAACUCACUGUGGAAGAGGGCUACGCAAAGUCCGACGGCAAUGUCAACUCCUACGGGUGCGUCCGUGAGAUGGAGUUGCUUCCAUGGGAAUACCGGGCAUAUGUCAAGACUAGCCAGUUCGUCAAGCCUGGCCCUACUGUCACUGAUUUCUUCCCCGGACAUGACGCUCGGCUGCUAUCUUCAGAAGACACGGGUGAAACCAUGCCCGUUCAGCUUGGGUAUUCCGCAGAGAUGGACUGUGACAGCAUCACAGACGCAAUUUCCCUAAAUUCCACAACAGAGAAAAAUAUCAACGCCGAGCUUGAUAUAUCAAGUGUGAACUGCACCAAAAUCCCUGCCAGGACCACAAGCAAGGAGCUCGUUGGAGAAGUCCCGACUGUUUGGACAUGGUCUGCAAACCUGAAGAAUGUCCACCAUGGAGUCCACCAAUUGACCAUCAAAAAUGUUUCUUCCAACGGAGUUUACACCAAUUCGACCGACAAGUUCUUGCUCCGUCUCGGUGCUCAGGACAACCCCCUGAUUUCCCCGCUCGCCAAUUACUCCACUAGCCUAGUCCACAAGUCCAACGACAAUAUUUACCUCCAGCACAGGGCUGCCGGUGCAGACAUGUUCCGAUACUCGUCUGAUUUCGGUCGGAGCUGGAACAACUGGACGAAGUAUGAAGGUGGCAACACAUCUAUCACCCUUCAGUCUUGGACUGGAACGGACGCCCAGAAGUGGGAUGGAACCCAUAUCCGAGUGCAGUACUUCUCAAAGCUCACUGGAAGUAGCGAUUAUAUCCAGGAAGGUGAUCAUGAUAGUACUACAGUCCGAAGAUUCCCACACAUGUGGUUCAACGGUCCAUACAACCAAUUUGGCUAUGAUGCAGGAAUGGACAGCAAGAUGAAGUACGAUUCCAAAACUUCGCGUUGGACCUACGACUUUGUCUACGAAUGGCCAGCUGUGGGCCAGCUGAAUGUCUGGGGUACGGAUAGUGAUGGCAAUCCUGAUAACACCGAGGUCUACGGUGAUGUCGGCAACUCGUCUGCAGUUCAAAAGCUUCCUCCGUCCUAUCUCGCAUCAAACGUCAUCAAUAUCACCAGUCCGCCGCCAUUCCCGCAUCUUGGCUGGACCAUCUCCCUCAACGAUGGCAACCUACAAUACGAGAUGAUCCCCAUCGGAUCCGGAUGGGCCCAGUUGGUGCUCUUUAUCCUUCUCUGGGUUAUCCCGCUUCUUAUGGGCUGUACUGGUGCCUUUAUCUUCAUCAAAAACUUCUACCGUGUCAAACUCAACAAGAAUGGUAAUGUUACCAAAGCCGAUAAGUUCCCAGUACUGCUUUGGGGGAGAAUGAAAGGAUUAUUCACCAAAAACGAUAACGACGAGAUCAUGAUGGCAGAAAAGGGAGGGCCACUAGACAUGGCUCUUGCUGGAGCGAGCGACCAACGACGUACAGUAUUGAUUGCCACCAUGGAGUACGAUAUUCAAGACUGGCAAGUCAAGGUCAAGAUUGGUGGCCUAGGAGUCAUGGCGCAGCUUAUGUCACAAAACUUGAAGCAUCAAAAUUUGAUUUGGGUGGUGCCAUGUGUCGGCGACAUUGAAUAUCCUGUGGAUACGCCUGCUGAAGACUUUGUGGUGACAAUCCUCGAUAAUCCCUACUCAGUGAAGGUGCAGUAUCACGCCGUGGACAACAUUACCUAUGUCCUCCUUGAUGCUCCGGUUUUUAGACACCAAACCAAGGCGGAGCCUUAUCCUCCUCGUAUGGAUGACCUUGACAGCGCAAUUUACUACUCGGCCUGGAAUCAGUGUAUCGCCGAGGUAAUGAAGCGAACACCCUCAAUUGAUCUCUAUCAUAUCAACGACUUCCACGGCUGCGUGGCACCGCUUUAUUUGCUCCCAUCGCGAACUAUCCCGGUCUGUCUAUCUCUGCACAACGCCGAGUUUCAAGGACUUUGGGCUUUGAGAACCGCAAAAGAGAAGAAGGAAGUCUGUUCUGUCUUCAAUCUCCCAGUUGACGUAGCGACAAAAUACUGUCAGUUUGGCAGUGUUUUCAACUUGCUUCACACUGGCGCUAGCUACUUGCGAUUCCACCAGCGCGGUUUCGGUGCAGUAGGCGUCUCCGAGAAGUAUGGAAAGCGCUCAUUUGCCCGUUAUCCAAUCUUUUGGAGUCUGGGUAAGAUUGGUAGUCUUCCCAAUCCAGAUCCAUCCGACACAGCCGCCUUAAAGAAAGACCCCGACGUACAAGUUACGGUCCAGUCUGCCGAUGAGCUAUCCAUUGACAAAGUCCAGGCCCAGAAAUGGGCUGGGUUGAACGAGGACCCCAACGCUGAUUUGCUGGUGUUCGUGGGAAGAUGGUCGAAACAGAAGGGAGUCGACUUGAUUGCGGAUGUUAUGCCGGCUGUCUUGUCUGCUAGACCUAAUGUUCAGCUGAUCUGUAUUGGUCCCAUCAUUGAUCUCUACGGUAGACUGGCUGCUAUCAAGCUGGAGCGUAUCAUGCAAAUGUUCCCAGGCCGUGUCUUCUCGAAGCCACAGUUUACGAUUCUUCCCCCCUUCGUGUUCUCUGGUGCCGACUUCGCCCUGAUCCCAUCUCGAGACGAGCCCUUCGGAUUGAUUGCUGUUGAGUUCGGUCGUAAGGGUGCACUUGGAAUUGGCUCUCGUAUUGGCGGUCUAGGCCAAAUGCCUGGUUGGUGGUACACUGUGGAAUCCGACUCAGCCCGUCAUCUCUUGCACCAGUUGAGAACAGCCAUCAAAUCUGCUUUGGAUUCAUCACAAGAGACCCGGGAAGAGAUGCGUGCAAACUCUGCUAAACAGCGAUUCCCCGUUCUGGAGUGGGUUCAGAAGCUCGAAAUCCUACAACGGACAGCUAUCCAAAUCCACCACCAAAAGAACCAACUUACCGUUACAGGCUCGCCAAGAGAUUCUCAGAUCUACUGGGAGACACCAGGCCUGCGAGAUACAAUGAUGACCCGCCCUUCAUCGUUCCAGUCAGUGUCGCAGGCUUUGGAUUCCCCACCACCAGGCAGAGUAUCGCAGCCCGUUCAGCCUUCGCUUCUACAGCUACAAGCAGUUGAAGCUCAAGAAAUGCAAGUCGAAAACAGCAGGGGCAGCAUGUUAGGUCGCAAUCUGUCGCUCGGUCGACGCGUUGGACCAGGACAGGGCAGAAAGCGUCUAUCCAAGAAGCCGCGACGUGAGAGUCAGAUGCUCGAGCCGGCCGUCGACGGUGAUACUACUGAUGCGGAUGACGAGGCUACUGCCGCACCACAGGAGGCUUAUAUAACUCAAGAAGAGGCUAUGGCAGCAGUAAAUUUACCCCUCGGAUCUCAGGACCUAGGUACACACCCUAGAAACAGCAAUCACUCUCGUGGCGAGUCUAGCUCGUCAGCCUCCGAGUCAUCGCGUUUCCUCUCCAGGGAUUCCUCUCCAGUCAGACUAUCUCAUGCACUUUCUGAUGCAGCUACACCUUUCGCCGCUCAGGCACAGAAUAUUUCUGUCCUCUCCUUGCCUUCUGUUGUUAAUGAUCAUGAUCACCCCAAUUUCCAUCUGCAAAAAGUCGACCCGACAUUUACCGACAGCAUGGGCAACUUCACACGGCACUUCGAAAAGUUGCUCACGAACCUCAACAAGAAAAACUCAAUUUCAGAUUACUGUAUUGAGCUUUAUCUUAUGAAGAGUGAGCGGAAGUUCUUCUACAUGUACAACGAUGCGCAGUUGAAGAAGCAGCCCAAAGAACGUCCCCUGACCGGAGCUGGCUCGGACAAGCCUGUCGAGGCCCAACCGUAUAGCCUCGUUACGGAAGGUUCCCAAGAGUCGGAAUCUAACAAUACAGACGAAAUUGAUCUAUGGCUCGCUCGUCUGGGAUACAAGAGACCGAUGGCCAUCCAGCGCUUUAUGAGAUGGCGUGUCGGAAACUGGCCUGUUUAUGCUCUAUUCUUGGGUCUUGGACAGAUCAUCGCGACGAACUCUGCACAGAUCACCCUGUUGGCUGGCCAGAUCGGUGAGACGGCAGUCAAACUCUACGUUAUCGCGGCGAUCUACUGCGUCUCUUCCAUUGUCUGGUGGUUCCUCUUCUACCGCUUCCCGUCUGUGAUAGUCCUCACUCUCCCUUGGUUCAUCUAUUGCAUGGCAUUCGUCACCAUUGGUGUUUCUCCAUUCGCACUCUCGGAACUGGGUAAAGUGUGGGCUCAAAAUGUCGCCGCAGGUAUCUAUGCCGCAGCUUCUUCCAGUGGUUCGCUGUUCUUUGCCCUCAACUUUGGUGACCAAGGUGCCGUCCCUGUGAAGGAUUGGAUGUUCCGCGCAAGUCUUAUCCAGGGUAUCUCACAGCUUUACACUGUUGCCCUGUGGUACUGGAGUUCUAAAGUCACUGCAGCGGAAGUUGGAGGUGUUUCCACAGUUGCCUUGGGUUCCUGGCAACUCUCAGCCGUGGUUUUCCCCAUUGCUGCCCUUUGUUUCCUUAUUGGUGUUCUUCUUGCCCUUGGCUUGCCCAAGUACUACCGCCAAGCACCCGGAAAGAUCCUCUUCUUCUACACAGCUCUCUUCCGUCGGCGAAUCGUCCUCUGGUUCUUCUUCAUGGUCAUCAUCCAGAACUGGUUCCUUUCUGCUGCAUUCGGUCGAAACUGGUCAUUCCUCUGGUCCUCUCAACACGCUAAAGCAUGGGAAAUUGUCCUCCUGGUUCUCUUCUUCUUUGUCAUUCUCUGGGUCGCUGUGAUGAUACUCUUCCGCUUCUUGUCCAAGGAGCAUAGUUGGAUUUUACCUGUCUUCGGUUUGAGUAUCGGUGCACCACGAUGGGCCCAAACAUGGUGGGGAACAUCCAAUAUCAGUCACUAUCUUCCAUGGGCUGGAGGUUUGACUUCCGGGGCUAUCGCAUCCCGGUGUCUCUGGCUCUGGCUGGGCGUUCUAGACGAGAUUCAGCAAGUCGGCUUGGGAAUGAUUCUCUUGCAGACCUUGACAAGAGUUCAUGUCUGUUUCGUUCUGUUGGCCGCACAGGCUCUUGGAUCUAUCGCCACAAUUUGUGCUCGUGGAUUUGCGCCAAACAAGGUCGGCCCAGCAAGCAUCUCCCCAAAUGUUGGAUCGUCAUUGGACACGGUUGGCAACGCGUGGUUCUGGAUUGCCCUCUUCUUUCAGCUUCUGGCCAGCUUUGGUUUCCUUCUCUUUUAUCGCCGUGAACAGCUCAAUCGGCCUUAG
Molecule: messenger RNA, 7167 nt
Organism: Penicillium vulpinum
Lineage: Eukaryota; Fungi; Ascomycota; Eurotiomycetes; Eurotiales; Aspergillaceae
Gene: ags3
Product: alpha-1,3-glucan synthase Ags3
Exons: 4
Coding region: 1-7167 (2388 amino acids)
Biological process (GO): fungal-type cell wall (1->3)-alpha-glucan biosynthetic process
Cellular component (GO): fungal-type cell wall
Molecular function (GO): alpha-1,3-glucan synthase activity
Source: RefSeq, a predicted model, not a curated record